Prunus armeniaca (apricot) is the source of this 762-nucleotide messenger RNA. Lineage: Eukaryota; Viridiplantae; Streptophyta; Magnoliopsida; Rosales; Rosaceae. The record is from the annotation of a GenBank genome assembly.
AUGGCUAACCAUCAGCUCUCUUAUAGUUUGAGUAUGGCUAACCAUCAAUAUCCACCAAAUGGUGACAAAGAAAAGAGAGAAAACAUGGAGAAAAGAAAACAGGAGUUGCUAACUACCAUUGAGAAGCAGGAUGAUAAAGUACAUCAACUUCAAACGAGCGCCUUCAACCUUGCAAACUACUACUUCGUCUUUCAAGGAAUUAUUUUGGGGGCUAUCGUCACUGCCACCUCAGCGCUCAGAUGCUCGGAUCGCUGGUUCCUUUUUAGCCUCUCUCUGAUAGCAGCUAUACUCAACUUGGUUUCAUUGCUUGUAAUUGGAAGCAAUUAUAAAAGAAGCGUCAUGCAGAGACACCAAACCAAGGGUGAGCUCAUUGAAUUGGAAAGUGAUCUGAGCAAGCUAGAAACUUCACCUUCAGAUCAAGGGCUCAAAACUAAAAUAUUAAGCUACUGGGAUACGACAAAUAUUCAACAUCCACAGGUUGCUUCUAAUCAUCAUCCUGCGACCCUAGAUAUUAAGGAAGAACCGGAAGUAAGGCAUAAAAGGAGGGUCAUUCCUGUUGUUACAAAUCAUCUACGUGAGUUCUACUUUGUACUUUGCAUGGGUAUAUUUAUAAUCUUUGCCGUCAUCGUGAUUGUGGGUUGCUGGACCAUUCCUUGCAAGAAAACUCUUCAAUGCACACCCCAGAUAUCGAACGCCAACAGUGAUAAAUGUAUUAGGGUUUGUGAAGGUGCCAAGUGUAUGAGCAUCUGCGCCCAGUUCUAA